UAUUAUAUAUAGGCAGUGGCAGAUAUCGAUCUGAUCCAAAUAUAAAAUAAAAAUCCCUCCUUUUACAGACGCAGUUUCAGACAUAUCAGAGAGUUUUCACUCUUCUUCUCAAUCAUGACUAUGGAGCCCGACAUUGAAUCCAAGUACACACACAAUGGAAAGGUUAUGGUGGGCACUGCCAUUCUCCUCUUCCUUCUCAUAAUCUUCAUCAUUCUCUUCAACGCCUACGUCCGCUUCUGCCGCCGUCGGCGCCGCGCUCUCUUGUCCCAUUCCCUUCUGACCACCUCCUUCCCCGAGCCCUGUCUCGAUCCUUCCGUCAUCAAGUCCCUUCCCACUUUUUCCUUCUCCGCAGCCGUCCACCGCUCUCUCCAGGAAUGCGCCGUGUGCCUGUCGGAGUUCGCCGAUGGUGAUAAAGUCCGCGUGCUCCCCAACUGUAAGCAUGGUUUCCACACCCACUGCAUCGACGCCUGGUUCGCCUCUCACUCCACGUGUCCUCUGUGCCGAACUCCGGCCCAACCGGCCAAGGGUUGCUCUGACGAUGAAGCCGGUUCGGUUCCCGUUUCGGAAGCGGACGAGGGUUGUUCUUCGUCUUUGGGUCCCCCAAUUGCGUGUCCGAGAAAGGCGUUGGAUGUGGUGAUAGAGGUGGGAGAUCUGGAAAGAGAUUUGAAUCCUGCAACGGAAGAUGACGGAUUCAGAUGCUCAUUGAAGAGGUUUUGUAACGCUUAAGCGAGUCAAUGCUAGGGUUUAUCAUAAUCUAAUCCCUGAAUUUGGUUUUAAUCUGUGAAUCUAAAAUCACUGAAAUCUCAAAUCUCAGUUGAAUUUGGUUAGUAAUGCACAUUUGGACCAUUCUAAUUUUCGAUUAUUUUAC
Messenger RNA from Vigna angularis (adzuki bean), 868 nucleotides. Its product is annotated as RING-H2 finger protein ATL5. NCBI's taxonomy places the organism in Eukaryota, Viridiplantae, Streptophyta, Magnoliopsida, Fabales, Fabaceae. The record is from RefSeq and is a predicted model, not a curated record. Bases 115 to 726 code for a protein of 203 amino acids. The transcript has a single exon.